AAAAAAAGAAUACACAAAAUAAACACGUCAAAUACACUAUUACUUUUAUUAAACACAUAUGUCAAAAUUAAUAACAUAAAAAAAACAGUUUAUAAAUAUAAAUAAUUUAAUUUAACUCCACCACCAAUAAUGAAAGACACCCACUUUGACAUUCACAUUCACCAAAGAACAUAGCACCAAAACAAUAUAAUAAAACCAAGAUAAUGCUCAACACCCUGUUGUGUUUUCUCUAUCAUAUCAUGUUCCUCCUUUUCUUCUUCUUCUUCUUCUAACUCUCUCUCUUUCUUCUCACCUUCCUUCUUCUUCUCUUUCCCAUCUCUAUAUCUUCCACAAAACUCUCCAAAUUUGCCUCUUUAUUGACCUUUGGUCUAAACCCACCAAGACCCAUUUCUCUAUUUCUUGUGCAAAGUUCUAUAAAAAGCUUGAGAGUUCAUUGACUUGAGUUGGUGCUUAGAGCUAAAAGAGGGUGAAUUUAAAACCCAAUUUAUUGGUUGAAGCUGAUUUUUCUGGUCCUUUGGGUCUUCUUUAGUGGUGUUUUCUCGGAGAAACGAUGAUGAUGUUUGAUGACAUGGGGUUUUGUGGUGAUUUGGAUAUGUUCUGUGGUACACUUGGGGAAGGGGAUAUUUCUGUGAGGCAAACUGAGCCAGAUUCGGUAGUGGAGGAUGAUUACAGUGAUGAAGAAAUGGAUGUGGAUGAGCUUGAACGAAGGAUGUGGAGGGACAAAAUGCGUCUCAAGCGAUUGAAAGAGCAAACCAAGGCUAAAGAAGGAAUUGAUGCCGCAAAGGCAAGGCAGUCUCAGGAACAGGCAAGGAGGAAAAAGAUGUCAAGAGCUCAAGAUGGAAUAUUGAAGUACAUGCUGAAAAUGAUGGAGGUUUGUAAGGCACAGGGAUUUGUUUACGGGAUAAUUCCCGAGAAGGGAAAACCUGUGACCGGAGCAUCUGACAAUCUUCGUGAAUGGUGGAAGGAUAAGGUUCGGUUUGAUAGGAAUGGUCCGGCUGCCAUAUCCAAGUAUCAAGCAGAUAACGCGAUUCCAGGGAAGAAUGAUGGAUGCAAUUCCAUCGGUCCAACUCCUCACACCUUGCAAGAAUUACAAGACACGACCUUAGGUUCUCUCUUAUCUGCACUUAUGCAGCACUGUGAUCCUCCUCAGAGGCGUUUCCCAUUAGAGAAGGGUGUUCCUCCACCAUGGUGGCCAACCGGAAAUGAAGAGUGGUGGCCACAGAUCGGUUUGCCUAAAGAUCAAGGCCCUCCACCAUACAAGAAACCUCAUGAUCUGAAAAAAGCAUGGAAAGUUGGCGUUCUAACUGCGGUUAUCAAGCAUAUGUCUCCUGAUAUAGCCAAGAUUCGCAAGCUCGUGAGGCAGUCCAAAUGCCUUCAAGAUAAAAUGACGGCCAAGGAAAGUGCAACCUGGCUUGCUAUCAUCAACCAAGAGGAGGCCUUGGCUCGAGAGCUUUAUCCGGAUUAUUGUCCCCCGUUGUCCUCUAGCGGAGGUAGUGGUUCUAUGAUCAUCAAUGAUUGCAGCGAGUAUGAUGUUGAUGGGGCUGAGGAUGAGUCAAACUUUGACGUGGAUGACCGAAAACCCGAAAAUCUUCAUCCAUCCAAUCUUGGGAUGGACAGGAUGAGGGGAAGGUUUCCAGUUCAACAACCUUCUCCUCCAAUCAAGGGAGAGGUUGAGGUUAUCACAAACUUGGAUUUCAUUAGGAAGAGGAAGAUCUCUAGCGAAUUCAACAUGAUGAUGGAUCAGAAACUCUACACAUGUGAACAUCCUCAAUGUCCUUAUAGUGAAGUUCGCCUCGCCUUUCAAGACAGGUCUUCUAGGGACAAUCAUCAACUGAACUGUCCAUAUAGAAACAGUUCUGCUGGUUAUGGCGGCCCUAACUUUCACGUUACCGAGGUUAAGCCCGUUAUUUUCCCACAAAGCUUCGUUCAACCCAAUUCUACAGUUCAGUCUGCUACUUUGGUUCCACCUUCAUUCGAUUUAACUGGACUUGGUGUUUCGGAGGACGGCCAGAAAAUGAUUAGCGACCUAAUGUCAGUCUAUGAUACCGAUAUCAUAGCAAACAAGAACUCAAGUCCCACCAAUUGUAUAACUGUUGAACACCAAAACCUUUCUCAGCCAAUCAUUCAGCCACAACAACAGGACAAUUUCUUUUCGAGUCAAGGAAUGCAAGGAAUGCCGAUGGAAGCAAACUUUUUUACUCGCGAGGAAAGUCAUUUUGACCGGUUUAGGGCCGUAAACGCUCCAUUCGAAACCAACCACAACAACAGCAAUAUCAUGUUUGGUUCUUCAUGUGAUUUGACAUCCUUUGAUUUUAAGGAUGAUCUACAACUACAAGGAGGAGGAGUAGGAAUUGAUACACUUUACAAACAACCAGAUGUUUCAAUAUGGUACUGAAUAAUGAAAAGUGAAUGUGAAAAGUUGUGUACUAUUGGCUUUUUUUUAUUGUGUCAUUAGAAGGGAUUGACACUAUCUUAAUUAUCUUGUGAAACUCCCUUGACUCAAAAAUCAAAGGUAGUUUAGUUACUGCAUUUUUCUUCACAUCGUUUAGGUUUAUAGAUAUUAUAAUGCUUGGCAGGUCUUGUUCUGGUAUGGUGGUAUGUUGUAAUAAAUCAUGUGGAUGUUACAUUCCCAUAAUGUAACCAGUCUUAGCCUUAUUAAUAUUGUUGUUACUA
Molecule: messenger RNA, 2673 nt
Organism: Trifolium pratense (red clover)
Lineage: Eukaryota; Viridiplantae; Streptophyta; Magnoliopsida; Fabales; Fabaceae
Product: ETHYLENE INSENSITIVE 3-like 1 protein
Exons: 2
Coding region: 551-2395 (614 amino acids)
Cellular component (GO): nucleus
Molecular function (GO): DNA binding; DNA-binding transcription factor activity
Source: RefSeq, a predicted model, not a curated record